AUGUUCAACGCGAAGAACGGUUUUUCUGAGGCACACGUGAGGGGAUGUCAGACCAAACGACUCACCAAACAGAACUACGCCGAACUUUCUCGAUGUGACACGUUGGAAGACAUCAAGACGUACUUGCAAACGAUGAGUGAUUAUUCAGAAUAUGUUCGUGAUCUUCAAGCGCCAGUGAGACCGGUUGACAUUAUUGAAUGCUGCAGAAAGAGACAGAUCGCAGAGUUUAAUAUUUGCUGUCAGCAGGCUUCUUCCCCUUUGUCCAAUUUUUUGGAGUAUUUGACGUACGGAUACAUGAUCGAUAAUCUUGUGUUGGCUUUAAAUGGCAUGCUUCGUGGACGUACCACAGAGGCAAUACUUGAGAAGUGUAGCCCCAUUGGUUUUUUCGAUUCUUUAUCCGCGGUUGUCGUGUCGAGUAGUGUCCAAGAACUCUACAGACUAGCUCUCGUGGAUACACCGCUUGCCUCUUAUUUCAGUAGCUCGAUUAAGGCAGAAGAUCUGGAUGAGUUAAAUAUUGAGCUCAUACGGAACGUCCUAUACAAGGAAUAUUUGCAAGAUUUCAUGGUUUUCUGCAACAAAAUGGAUCAAAACACACGUCAAUUGAUGGAGAAACUACUUAGCAUGGAGGCCGAUCGGCACGCGAUAAGAAUCACACUGAACUCUUUCGGAACAGAGCUUUCCAAGGCUGAUCGAAGAAAUCUUUAUACGAAUUUUGGCACCAUGUACCCCGAUGGCUUCGCGCGUCUUGCGAAUUGUGAAACGGUAGAUGAAGUGAAACGCAUACUAGUAGCUUAUCCAGAAUUCAGAGAGUUGACGAAAAGUGAUGAUCCCCACUACAUUGACAGGGGACUACGCGUUCUCGAACUGGAAGCAUGUGGACAAGCACUCGAUGAGCAAUUCAAUUUCGCUAUCUUUUAUGCUUUCGUAAAGUUUCAGGAGAACGAAAUAAACAACCUGAUGUGGCUCACUGAGUGUGUUGCUCAAAGGCAAAAAAGUAGUCUAGGCGAGGGCAUUGUCUACAUACAAUAG
Ostreococcus lucimarinus CCE9901 is the source of this 1029-nucleotide messenger RNA. RefSeq names its product vacuolar ATP synthase subunit D, probable (gene VaoD). NCBI's taxonomy places the organism in Eukaryota, Viridiplantae, Chlorophyta, Mamiellophyceae, Mamiellales, Bathycoccaceae. The coding region runs from base 1 to 1029 and encodes 342 amino acids. Gene Ontology annotation, biological process: proton transmembrane transport; vacuolar transport; vacuolar acidification. Gene Ontology annotation, molecular function: proton-transporting ATPase activity, rotational mechanism. Gene Ontology annotation, cellular component: vacuolar proton-transporting V-type ATPase complex; proton-transporting V-type ATPase, V0 domain. The record is from RefSeq and is a predicted model, not a curated record. The transcript has 8 exons.